AUGACAUCUACAAUUACUCCCUCAAAGACGGAAGACGCUGGCAGUCCUUCUCGACUCCCGUUGAUCCCCAGAAGUCUGUCGUCAAACACGAUACCAAGAAGAAAAGUCCGCAGAAAGGAUUCUUUUGUUCUUCUAUCGGACUCGACAGACGAUGCAUUCAGUCCUCAUAGUUCUAUAUACGAUGCUCAGUACUAUUCCGCCAGCGAGGAAAACACCGAAAAACCUGAUCCUGUUGCAUUAACUGUCCCGAAGUCGCCCUCUAUACGCUUGAUCGACGAAAAUGUACGAGGUGGAGACACACGAACACCUUCCAUUACCAUUCCGGACAUAGAGUUUCUUUACGGCAAUGGCACGAUGUUAGACACAAUCACAGAGCAAAAGAGUUGUCAGACAAUGAGAUCACUUGCUCGCCCGAAAUCGGUCGAUCACAUUCGCAAGAUGGCAUCUCUUACGCACAGUGAUAGUUUCGAGCUUUCCAAGGUCCCCCGACGGAUGCAGUCUCUGAGUCUUGAUGACCUAGCUUCGAUCAAGCUGUCAUAUCAUAAUGCCUGCCACAACAUUGAAAGCAAGAAAUGCAGCCCAGUUCCUUCAAUACAUGAGAUAUACGCACAGCCCAAAGAACCAAUACAUGCACCAAUUGUCCGGCCUUCUACUCCGCCGGGCAUGCCAUCGUGGACUGCUGGUCAAGUCAUUGGGCAACCGCAGCGCACAGCAACUCGCCAACGGAAUGCCAUCCAAAGAUUCUUUGGACUCUCAGGGCCUAUGAGCAUUCCGUCCUCGAGUAAUCCUCCUCCACCAUAUGGGUCUACUAACAGACCUCCACCUCGAUUCCGACCUCCACGAAGUUCAUAUGCGGCGAUUGAUCAACACCCCUUCACUCGCGCCCCUAUAGCAAACACAUUAGAACGUGCCAACCCUCGUUUGAUGGGCAGGCGAAAAGCGAUGAAUCGCGUACGCUUUACGGCCUCGGCGACAGCGAGAGACUCUGAACAGAACAUGCUUCGGAAUGCAAUUGAAGCCACCAGUAGCUCUGCUAUUAAUCCUAUUACUUCAAUCCCAGAGACCGCAACGGUUCAGUCUCCGCAAGCUGCUUGUCCUCACCGUCGUGGAAGAAGGGCAGCCAUGAAAUCUUCAAGUAGACGCUUCAACAAUCCAUUCUCAAGGAGCACGAAUACCGAGCGCGGUGGAAUGGAGCUUCCAUACUCAACUGUUCGGCAAAGCCAUCUUCCUACGCAGCCAAAUAUUGAAGGGUCACCGUGUCACAAUGACGUCCCUUCCGCCCGUCCAUCAUUGGAAGUCAGUCCAGUCGUAGCGCAAGGCAUGGCUGGAAGUGCUCUCUCCAACUCCUCAACCGAUCAUCUCAUGAGUGGCGCCAAUCCAGAGCCCCGAAGACCUCAUUCUGCCAAGAACUGGUGUUGGAAAUGCGCAAUUGAUAAAGUGGUGGUGAAACUAGACACAUUUUGGUACAACGGUGCGGCAUGCCUGUGUUUCGUCUGCUGCGGAUAUGAUAUUGACGAAGAUAGCCACGACCGAAAUAGAUCUGAUAUGGGCGUUUACAGGCUUCCUCACGCUGGGUUUCGUUAUCUCGAUGGUCCUUGUGAUUUUGAAAAUCCGAGAACGUAUUUAGCUCCUAGACAGGUUGUUCUUGAUGGGACUUAUGGGGUUGCGUUGUGA
Molecule: messenger RNA, 1674 nt
Organism: Glarea lozoyensis ATCC 20868
Lineage: Eukaryota; Fungi; Ascomycota; Leotiomycetes; Helotiales; Helotiaceae
Exons: 1
Coding region: 1-1674 (557 amino acids)
Source: RefSeq, a predicted model, not a curated record